GAGUCUCAUUAUAACUCUCGCCUCUUUCUGCUUCUCUCAGUUGAUCGAUCCCUACGACCUUCCUUGAACAGGAUCUGUUCUAUGGGCUUCUACCUCCGAAUCCUUGUGUUCUAAAGUUGAUCGAUCCUUAACGCAUCCUCCUAUUCGAGUCUCAGAGACUCUCGCCUGUCUCGCCUCCUCCUCUUCGAAGCCACAAGCCACAAGCAUCCCAGAGUUCGAUGGAUUUGGAGACAGAGAAUAGGAUAGCUGCAAUUCUUUUGAAAGAAGCAGCAGAAUUGAGGCGACAAGCUGAAAAGGAUGGUGUACAUGCUUAUUUUCGUGAUCCUAAGGUUAGGGGGCGGCCAAAUUCACGUUUCCUCACUGCAACUGUUCUUGGUGUACAACAAGCAAAUCGAGCUGUGGAAGUAAAUGAAAUGUGGCGGGUACGGCAGAAGGAGCAAGAACUGGAUGAUAGGCUUAAAGGAAGAUUGAGAAACGAGAGCAGCAGCGAUAGGAGCCAUGGGGACAUUAGUGAGUCCCAGAGGAGCAAAGGUAAGAGGCAUAUAGAUGACAAAGCAAAUGCUACAUUUUCAUCCUCACAAAGCAAAAGAGUUGCCCAAGAUUGCCAUUUAAGGGACAAUGAAGGUUUAAAGGAUAAUGAGGUCGAGGAAUUUCUACACUCAAGGGUCAAGCGGGGCAGGGGUGCUGUUGGGUCACGGAUGGAUGAAACUGGUCCUUACCUUCCUUCUUGCCCAGAUUCGAAAGGAAAGCAGUUAGCAAGUCCUGAUGUGGGGUUUAGAGAAGGUUGGGAACGUCGGUGUGUUGUUGGUCCAGAAAAGCCUUCAUCGCUGAAGUCUUUUGAAUCUUCCGAUUCUGAAGACAAGUCUUUCCAUUACACACGAAAGAAGGCGAAAAAUGUUUGCUCGAGCAAGCACCACUCGAGGAAGCACAAAUCAAAAGAGAAGUCUAGGGAUAAGAAGAAGAAAAAAAGGAGAAAAGAUGUAAACAUCACAAGUAAGUGUGGUAUUGUAUGAGGCAUUCUUUCCUCACCAACUGUACCUCAACUAACUUGUGUUAGGUUCAAAUGAUUCUUGUUUGCUUGUAACACCAAUGUGUUUACUGAAAGUAGUCUUGGCUGAAAAUAUGUUAGAAAGAUGGUGAUUUUAGGGUUAACAUGCUUGUAAUUCCAACAACGAAAUUUGCAAUAAACUGAAGAGGCCAAUGUGAUAAAGUUUAUGAUUAGAAAUCCU
This is a messenger RNA of Ilex paraguariensis (yerba mate), 1229 nucleotides long. The record is from the annotation of a GenBank genome assembly. NCBI's taxonomy places the organism in Eukaryota, Viridiplantae, Streptophyta, Magnoliopsida, Aquifoliales, Aquifoliaceae.